AGUGCCUCCCGGUUAUGUGUACCAAUCGCCGUACCUGAGCCCCGCAGCGGCUGGUAUUGUACCCCUGCAAGCGACGCAACUAUCGCACGCGGCGGCCGUGGCAGCAGCGGCCGCUUCUGCUACGCAGUUCUACGAAUAUCAACAGGCUGCAGCUGCAGCAGCAGCUCAAUAUCCACAACAGUAUGCAGUAGCGGCACAAGCAGCUCAGCAGCAAGCAGCUGCUGUUAAUGGAUUCGAGACAUAUCCUUACACUAGCGUCGCGGCUGCCGCAGCAGGUGCUGCAGCCAGCGGUUACAUGAGCCCGUACACCUACGCGGCUCUGCCUGGCAGCGGCGCUGCUGGAUUUCCAGGACUCUCGCCAUAUCAAGCAGCGACUCAGCCGGCACUUCAAGAAGCUAGGCUGCCAGGUGUCUAAUAUUUGAUUGAAUUAAAGACUAGGCUAGUUUGUGUCUGUGCGAUUGUGACAUUGCUAUCAUUUCAAUAAGCUAAUAAGAAAUUACCAUUAUGAGACAUGAUAUUUAAAGAUAGUUUUAAAAUAUGUAUAAUUUGUUACGAAGUGUGCUGAGUAUUAUUAUUCUCAUUAACAUAUUUUAUAUCGACAAAUGAGGAUAAAAUGGUGUAAAUCUCGCUUUUCCGUUCAUUUGUAUGUUUCAUAUAAUGGUGAAUUGUUGUAUGCUAAUUGAUAUUAUUUAU
Messenger RNA from Ctenocephalides felis (cat flea), 693 nucleotides. Its product is annotated as RNA-binding protein 24-like. The record is from RefSeq and is a predicted model, not a curated record. The annotation marks the transcript as partial. NCBI's taxonomy places the organism in Eukaryota, Metazoa, Arthropoda, Insecta, Siphonaptera, Pulicidae. The transcript has 3 exons.